Miscanthus lutarioriparius is the source of this 1311-nucleotide messenger RNA. The record is from the annotation of a GenBank genome assembly. NCBI's taxonomy places the organism in Eukaryota, Viridiplantae, Streptophyta, Magnoliopsida, Poales, Poaceae.
AUGUUCGGGACCCCAUCUACCACUCCCGUCUUCGGGAACCCCUCCACCACCCCAGUUUUUGGCACGCCUUCCACCACCCCCGCAUUUGGCGCGACAUCGUCCACCCCGGCCUUCGGCACCCCCUCGUCGAUGCCCGCCUUCGGGACCCCGUCGUCGACGCCACCGUUCGGGACGGCUUCCACGACCCCGGCGUUCGGGGCGUCGUCGUCGGCGCCAGCGUUCGGGACCGCUUCCACGAGCUCGGCGUUCGGCUCGCUGAACUUCGGGACGCCCGCGUCGACCUCAGCAUUCGGCACGCCCUCUUCGGCGCCGGCGUUCGGCGGGCUUAAUUUCGGCACGCCCUCGUUGACCUCGGCAUUCGGCACGCCCUCCUCGGCGCCGGCGUUCGGCGGGAAUCCUUCGCCUUCGCCCUUUGGGUUCCAGCAGCAGGCGACGCCGUCCCCGUCGCCGUUCGGCUUGCUAGGAGGUGGCGGCGCGCAAAUCACCACCCAGAUGGCCCCCGUUGCGCCGCUGCCGCUCUCCCCGUCCGACCGCGACAUCCAGGCCAUCGUCGAUGCGUACAAGGAGGACCCUGGUAACCCCCGUUAUGCUUUCAGGCAUCUGUUGUUCAGCGUGACAGAGCCUUCCCAAAGGGUGAAGCCAGUUGCUGCAUCAGAUAUUAUGUGGGCACAAGCAAUGGGGAAACUUGAAUGCAUGGAUAGUGCAGAUAGGGAGAGGCUCUGGCCUCAGCUUGUGCAGGGUUUUAAAGAUCUUUCCCAUCGGCUUAAGCUUCAAGAUGAAGUCCUUGUUUCAGAUACUGAUAGAUUGAGCAUGACUCACUCUAAUGUUAAAAAGCUGCAAAGGCAUUUCCAAGCUGACACGUAUCCAUGGAUCCAGCGAUUGAAGCAACAAGAGCUGGUUAUUCAGAGACGUCUUUUAAGGCUUGUUAGAAUAGUGGAGACGUUGGAGAAUCGGGGUUACCGCAGUCCUUUAACAAAGGAGGAAGCUGAUUUGUAUGAAAGAUUGGUUGCUAUAUUAAAGCGGCUAAAAGGACCUAGUGCUGAUCUGUCUAAGAGGGUUAAUACACUUCUUUCGACGUCACGUCUUCUGGCUAGCACUGGUGGUGCUGGUGGUUCUGUUUAUAUUCCUAGUUCGGCCAAAGUUGAUGAACGGAGUGUUACAGAGCUUCUUGAGGCCUUACAACUACAAACAGAGGCAGUUGCCAAGCUAGGUAAUGUGUUGAAGAGGGAUAUCAGGGACCUGGAGAUCAUCCAGUCAGAAGACACGGAUAUGGCUGAAGACAGUGUGGGGAGAAGGGCACAGAAAAUAUAA